CACAUCAGAGUGAAGCCUCUCUCUCUCUCUCUCCAUCAUCAUCAUCUUCUUCUUCUUCUUCGGAGCAUCUGGAGGAUGAGAGAUGGUGGGUCUGAGUGUUGUUUUAGAGGGUCAAAAGAGCGGGAGCAGCAGUAGCGUCCACAGCAAGAAAAGCCCACAAGUCAUCAACAAGGCCACCAUGUCCGUGGUGAUCAACGGCUCAUCCUCCUCUCCUUCUCCAAAACCCACAUCGUCAUCGCCAUUCUCUCGCAGGAAUUCUCAGCCUUUUAGCGCUUUCCCAGCGCUUGCUUUCUUGGACCAGUGUUAUCUCUGCAAGAACAAGCUCUUGCCAGGAAAGGACAUCUACAUGUACAAAGGAGACAGGGCAUUCUGUAGUGUGGAGUGUAGGUGCAGGCAAAUCUUCAUGGACGAGGAAGAGACGCUGAGGAAAGACAACUGCUCAAUGGCUGCCAUGAAUCCUCCAUCGUCGUCAUCUUCUUCUCCAUCUUCCCCUAGGCGCAGAAAAGGAGCCAGAAGCAAACCUGGUGGUUUUGCUUAUUGAGGGAGAGAGAGAGAGAAAUUUCUUCUGCCUUUUUUUCCUUUUUUUGGAGGGAUUUUUUUAAGUUUAAACUUUUUUUUUUAACCCUUUUGCCUUUAAUUUGUGGUGAAUUUCACAUUUCCUCCUCCUGUUUUUUUUUCUUGCCAUUUUGCUUCCUGGUAUGAAGCCAAAAGUGCCUCCUAACUUUUUCUGCCUCAACAUAUCUGUGAGCUCCUUUGUGUGAGCCCAUGGUUUGUGGUUGGUCUGACAUGGUGCAAUUGAGUGAAUGUGCUCUGCUCUG
Molecule: messenger RNA, 818 nt
Organism: Rhodamnia argentea
Lineage: Eukaryota; Viridiplantae; Streptophyta; Magnoliopsida; Myrtales; Myrtaceae
Product: FCS-Like Zinc finger 15
Exons: 2
Coding region: 83-541 (152 amino acids)
Source: RefSeq, a predicted model, not a curated record